Loxodonta africana (African savanna elephant) is the source of this 5895-nucleotide messenger RNA. It is a transcript of the gene KBTBD8, whose product is annotated as kelch repeat and BTB domain containing 8. Gene Ontology annotation, biological process: neural crest cell development. The transcript has 3 exons. Lineage: Eukaryota; Metazoa; Chordata; Mammalia; Proboscidea; Elephantidae. Gene Ontology annotation, molecular function: protein binding. The record is from RefSeq and is a predicted model, not a curated record. Bases 1396 to 2970 code for a protein of 524 amino acids.
AGCAGCUCAAAACAAUGUACGAUGAAGGACAGUUGACAGACAUUGUAGUGGAAGUGGAUCACGGGAAAACAUUUUCCUGUCAUAGAAACGUUCUUGCUGCAAUCAGCCCCUAUUUCAGGUAUGAUGAUGAUAGAAACUUCUACUGAUAAUCCGCACGGAGCUCCCUUCCCCCCUCAGUAUUGUCCACUUUAUUAUACUGAGAUGCGACAAUGAAAUGAAAGCAGUGAGUGAAUAUCCUGAUGAGCAGAUAACAGCUCCAACCUUAUUAAGACAGCCCUUGUUUUUGACUUAAAGGAAUUCCUCUAGAAUUCAGGUCUUUGGUUUUUACGUUAGUCCAUUUGUGUUUGUUUGUUCGUUUUAGGUAAACGUGCUGCCCAGUAUGGCAGCUAUUAGCCACAUGUGGCUAUUUAAAUGAUCUAAAAUUAAAAAUUCAGUUCUGCAGGUGCACUAGCUAUUUUUUUAAGUGUUCAGUAGCUACAUGUAGCUCAAAAAAAAAACCCUUGCCCUCCAGUCAAUUCCGACUCUUAGCAACCCUAUAGGACAGAGUAGAACUGCCCCAUAGGGGUUUUCCAAGGAGUGGCUGGUGGAUUCGAACUUUGGUUUGCAGCCAAGCUCUUUACCACCGUGCCAUGUAGCUAGUGGCUGCCAUAUUGGAUAGGACAGAUAGGGAGUAUUUCCAUCACUGAAAGCUUUGCUGAAGAGUUUUGAUCUAGAAUUCUGAAAGGUUAUCCACGAUGCAUAUUUCUUUAGUGCGUGUAAUUCUUAACAUUCAAAAUAUGAAAGUCUGUUCCUUUAAAAAUGAAUUACCAAGCAAUAGACUGUUUUAAUGCAGUGAUGGUAAAAGUGAAAUAAAAAUGAAUGAAACAUUGUUUCCAUGUACCUUAGGCCCCAGACCGGUGAUUAUUUCCCAGAUUUUCAGUAUUUUUAAGCUAAGUUUUUAUAUUCAAUUAUGUUAAUGUUUGAGAAUCAUAAAAUUUUGAAAAGUGAAGUUUUAAAACUUGGGUGUAAAAAAUAAUGUCAUACUCUAAGUUUAGUGAUAAAGGCAGUUUCCUGUCUGAGUUUAACUUCUUUUGUUUCACGUGCUCACCUUUUUGAGCCUUUCGGUAUUCAGGGGUGUGUGAACGGUAGUAAAAUCAUCUUCCCACACACACUCUAAAUGUGCUUUUUCUUUUGAAGGUGCUUACCUUUGUAGGGCACAUAAUGAUGUGGUGUUCCAGACGGUAGUUUCUGGUUCCUCUUUCUCAGAAUUCUAGGUUAAAUAUAGUCACUUAAGUCUGAUGCUUGUGAUGUCCCCGCUUAGACUUGCCUCGGGUAGGUUAUUGGACUAUUAAGUAUUAACCAUCACAUGACAGGAGCUGGGAAGAAAAAAAGGAAACUCACAUACCCAGAAGAUCCAUGUUCACUAGCGGCCUUACAGAAAGUACUCAGAAAGAAGUUCGGAUAGUCGGUGUUGAAGCCGAAUCGAUGGAUUUAGUGUUGAACUAUGCCUAUACCUCCAGAGUGAUUCUGACAGAGGCCAACGUUCAAGCCUUGUUCACUGCAGCUAGUAUCUUCCAGAUUCCUUCCAUCCAAGACCAGUGUGCUAAGUACAUGAUCAGUCACUUGGAGCCACAAAAUUCUAUUGGAGUCUUCAUCUUUGCUGACCAUUAUGGUCACCAAGAACUCGGAGAUCGAUCAAAAGAAUACAUUCGUAAAAAGUUUCUGUGUGUCACCAAAGAACAAGAGUUUCUCGAGUUGACAAAAGACCAACUCAUAAGCAUACUAGACAGUGAUGAUUUAAAUGUAGACCGGGAAGAGCACGUUUAUGAAAGCAUUAUCAGGUGGUUUGAACAUGAACAGAACGAAAGAGAAAUGUACCUUCCAGAAAUUUUUGCCAAAUGCAUACGUUUUCCUCUGUUGGAAGAUACCUUUAUAGAGACAAUUCCACCUCAGUUUGCACAGGCAGUCGCCAAAAGCUGUGCAGAAAAGGGACCAUCCAAUACCAAUGGCUGUACCCAGAGGCUUGGAAUGACUGCUUCUGAAAUGAUCAUAUGUUUUGAUGCUGCCCACAAACACUCAGGAAAGAAGCAAACAGUGCCUUGCCUAGAUAUAGCCACAGGAAGAGUGUUUAAACUAUGCAAACCACCAAAUGAUCUGAGAGAAGUUGGGAUUCUUGUGUCACCAGAUAAUGACAUUUUCAUUGCCGGAGGGUAUAGGCCGAGCAGCAGUGAGGUCUCCAUAGACCAUAAGGCAGAAAAUGAUUUCUGGAUGUAUGAUCAUACUGCCAAUAGAUGGAUAUCCAAACCAUCCUUGCUUCGGGCCAGAAUAGGCUGCAAACUGGUAUAUUGCUGUGGUAAAAUGUAUGCAAUUGGAGGUCGUGUUUAUGAAGGCGAUGGGAGAAACUCUCUGAAAUCUGUGGAGUGCUACGACAGCAGAGAGAAUUGUUGGAGGACUGUCUGUGCAAUGCCUGUUGCAAUGGAGUUUCAUAAUGCUGUGGAGUACAAAGAGAAGAUCUAUGUUUUACAGGGAGAAUUUUUCCUCUUCUAUGAGCCUCAGAAAGACUACUGGGGUUUUUUAACUCCCAUGACUGUGCCUAGAAUCCAGGGCUUAGCAGCUGUGUACAACGACUCUAUCUACUACAUAGCUGGAACCUGUGGAAAUCAUCAACGUAUGUUUACUGUAGAGGCCUAUGACAUUGAGCUAAAUAAAUGGACUCGCAAGAAGGACUUUCCAUGCGAUGAGUCCAUAAAUCCGUAUCUUAAACUGGUACUUUUCCAAAAUAAACUCCAUUUGUUUGUUCGAGCUACUCAAGUGACUGUUGAAGAACAUGUCUUCAGAACCAGCAGAAAAAAUUCCCUUUACCAAUACGAUGACAUCACUGACCAGUGGAUGAAAAUAUAUGAGACCCCAGAUCGGCUCUGGGACCUUGGCCGGCAUUUCGAGUGUGCUGUUGCUAAACUCUAUCCCCAAUGUCUUCAGAAAGUACUUUAAUGAGUAGCAGGCCUUAGUGAGCUCACUGGCAUCUCAUACUUGAGGAAACUUGUCUUACAGCGAUACAAAAUGUUGUCAGUAUUUAAGAAAGCCGAGAGUUCUGUACAUGGGAAUGGGUGCUCUUAAAGAUUACAGUGUAGGGAGGGAUUUAUUUUCAUCCUUGUGUUUUCAUUUCAGUAAGGCAAAGGUUAACAAAGUGCAAUUAUCAGCUUUUUGUUGUUGUUGUUUGUUUCUGGUAUAAAAGUAAUCAUAUCCUUCUAGAAUUCUGUGAUGAAUAAUCACUGAGACUCCAGAUGAACCAAAAAAAACUAUGCACUCCUGUAAGAGCAGCUAGGGCGUUACUGGGUAGAGACAUCCAAACUAGUUUGAAGUGACUUUUAAUUUUAAAUACGGGUAAUAAUCUGAGGCAAUAUCACCAGGACUUGACUUUAGCUGUGACCUCUCCAACACAGAGGAGCACUAACUUAGAUCCUCAUUCUUAGUAUUUAUAUAUAUAUUUUUUUUGUGUACUAUUUUCAAGUGUACUAAGGUUUAAAUGUGUUCUGUUAUUAGAGCAGAUUGAAGGAAAAACAAACCAGCCUCAGAAAGAGCCUUUAGUUUAAUUCAUAUUUCCUAUGUAACUUUUAAGUUAAGCUAAUGUACAUUAGCAGUUUUCUGUUGAGAGCUUUUUCAAGUGCUGACACUGUCUCAUUUUUCUUAAAUCCCGAGAAGGGCUCAAAGUCACAGGUGGCUGGCGCUGGUGUAAGUGAAUUCAUGUGUGUAGCUGGGUAGAUUCAGACUGUCCGAGCCUGUACUUUGAAAGUGGAAUGUUAGCUUCAUGGUCAUAGUACUUAACUUGUUGAACACUUGUGAUUUCACAAGAUCCUCACUUACAUGAUAGCAGGCUGUGGCCAGUUAUGGGUCUAACUGGACUCCAUCUUAGAAGAGCGAGAGAGUUAUGCUGAAUUUGCACUAACAUGGGCCGUUUUGUUGCCUGACCUCCUUUUCCAUCCUCUACCUGAAAGGUAACUUAUUCCUCUUCCGCACAGUGCAUAAUGUGAAGUUUUACCCCUAGUUUUUAAAUUCUGUUUUCUGGAAACAUAAAAUUCCCUGCAGUGGUUUAAUUUAAUUGCUUUUAAGUUAUGUAUGGUAAUUAAAACCUCAUUUUUCUUUUUUUCAUUUUUGCGUUUAACAGCGAUGAAUGUUUUUUCAUUGUUCUAGCUGAAGAUGAUUGAGAAGGAAAAGUGUAAGCAAAUAGAACCACAGCAGCGUCGGUUCCAAAUCAUUUUUCAUAUUUAAUUGUUGACUUUCUAAUUAUCAGCAAGGAAUAUUAAUACUGACAUGAAGGACAGACCAACUCAUUUCUAAGAACUAACGCAGAUGUUUGAAUCAGUAACUUAUUUUUUACUGUGUUUAGAAUAACUGAUAAAGGAUAUAAGUAUAGCCCAGAGUCUGUCCUUAACCAGAAUGUUUGUCUUCUGUUAAAGAAAGUGAACCGGCUUGGUUUGUAUUUAAAAGUCUUGCACAAACCGUAACAUGAUACUGUGAAACAAAUUUAAAACAUGGCCUCUUUGCAUCACAUACCUCGUUUUACAGAAACUUUCCAACUGCUUGUCCUAGACCUCAGCAAGCAGGGAAAGUUUUUCCAAGCAGAAUCUAAAGUGGACGGCGUCUGUAGAAUUAACAUAUUAAAAUCUAGUCUUAGAAAGCUGGAUAUGUGAUUUCUUCGUAUUGGCCUUGAUAGUGUUUAUAGUCUCUUUAUAAACUUUAUCGACCAAUAACUGUUUUCUUUUUUUUCCUCCCCAGUUUUUCUUGAUCUUAACGGUUUUCCUUAUAUCCAUGCUGUUUGGGGGCUAUUUCUAUGAGUUUUUUUUGAAGUGUUCUUUACAGUGUUGCUGAGGGAAGGAAAAAAAAAAAAAAAAACCCAACUUUUGCAAGAGGUGUUCAUGUCAUUCAAUUUUGAAAGCUUUGUUGAAUAUCUAAGAUUUCCUGCCGCUUUCCGACAAUCGUCUGUGUUUAUUUAGGAAAAUGUAUUACUUGAAAACAUGACAUGGAACGUUGAGUUAGGAAUUUACCUGUGUCGUGUGAUACAGAAGAGUACAAUGUACUGUGGUUAAUUCUACAGUAGAUUUAUUCCGUUGUUCUGCACAACAGUUGAUCCUUUUGUUGUAACAAUUUAUAUUGAGGGUAUGAUCUAAGUAUAGUGUGUCAAAGCCCAGGUUUAGGAUUUGCUAUGGCGGUAGAGUAUAUAUUGAAUUUUGUAUGAAGAACUAUUGUUUAAAUUAUAUAGCUGGGACAUUUUGCCACUUUUAAAACAGUUUCAGAAGAGGUCCUAGAAAACUAAGAUUAGUAGUAUGUGGGUUUAUGUUUAGCUAUUUAAGGUACGUUUGCAGAGUGUGAUGAGAAUAUUAGUAAAAGGCACAAUGGGUACUACAGAAUUAAAAUAGGGUAAGCCUAACAUAUGCCAGUCUCACUUUAACUUUGUUUUGACAUUUGAAGAAUGUAUGUAGCACUUUCCUGUAUAUUUUUGACACAUUGGAAACUGGCCUUGGGAUAACUAUGUUAUAAGAAAAUAGAAAUUGUAUUCUUUAUUUUCCAUCUUUGUUGUCUGUUAUGAAGUUGAUGCUGAAGCAUCAAGGUGAUUUCGUGGGUACAUGAGACAAAGUGGAUGUGAUCUUCAAGGAAUCAGAUUCCUGACGUAAAGCAGUUUAAAAUGGCAUUCAAUGUUCAGAGCUCAGGUAUGUAGUAAGUACUGUAGUCCUAUGGAGGCAAAUGUGUAGAUAUUUUAAACAUUUUGCCAUAAUUGCACAAUUUUUUGCAUUUUUACCUGAUAUCAUUGUUUCUUAUAAUAAAACCUUUUCUGAUUGAAAACUUCCAUUGUUGUAAACAGAUGUCUGACUAAUGAGUUUUCCGGAAUUAAAAUUUGACAAAUCAUGAAAUACCUAA